Aureococcus anophagefferens is the source of this 963-nucleotide messenger RNA. RefSeq lists its product as hypothetical. The transcript has a single exon. The record is from RefSeq and is a predicted model, not a curated record. NCBI's taxonomy places the organism in Eukaryota, Pelagophyceae, Pelagomonadales, Pelagomonadaceae. Bases 1 to 963 code for a protein of 320 amino acids.
AUGGAGCUGCCGGGCAAUGGCUCCUCGACGCCGAAGGAGACGACGCCGCUGCGCGGUCCGGCCCUGCCGGCGUUCCCGCGCGACGGCCGGUUGAACGUGAGCAGCAACAUUAUCUUGCAUUUCCGUGUCCAGGAGCUCAAGGACCUGUGCUUCGUCAACUUCGUCCUCGCGCUCCUCACGCUGCUCUACAUGGGCGUGAACGUGACCAUGUUCGUGCUCAACUACCUGAACCGCGACGACGACGACUGCGGCGACCCGGACAGCGUCUACGUCGCGCGCUGCGGGUCGCCCGUGUCCGCCUUCGUCUUCCACGCGCUCGAGUUCUGGGCGACGGCGGCCUACGCCAUGGUCGAGGCCUUCGCGCUCGUCUACACGCCGCGCGCGCUGUCGUCGAUCUCGAACCGGCCGAACCUGCUGAAGCUGCUCCUCUUCUUCGACGUCGUCGCCACCUUCGUGCCCGCGCUGCUCGUGACCCUGAACCUCGAGGCCUUCGAGGUCGCGAGCCACGAGAUCGAGUACUGCAACGAGCUCACGAUGGCCUUCGCGAAUCUCGUGCUCCUCGCGUCGCUCGUGCGGCGCCGGCGCGGCGCGGAGCCGGGGCCGGGCGCCGGCGGCGACGGCGCGGUCAACGCGUCCAUCGCCCUCGCCGCGGCGGCGACGGCCGCCGUCCAGGUCCUCGUCUACAACAGCGGCCUGCCGGACGCGGAGCGCGUCGCCCACUACUUCGAGUUCACCUUCGCCGUGCUGUCGUCCUUCGUGACGUUCUGGUUCUGCCUCGACAACCGGGCCAUGGGCGAGGAGGAGGUCCUCUGCAUCAUGUACGGCGACCACCGGGACUGCUCCAACUGCACCGUCGUCCACACGUCCCGCGCGUCCGAGCUCGUCGCCCUCAAGCAGGCGGGCUCCCUCAACGCCGCGGCGCGCGCGCGGCGGCACGCGGACGGCGCCGCGUGCCUCGUCUAA